CAGUCUGAUACAUACGGUCGCUACAAUGUGUUUGUCCUUCGCCUGUUUCCGUAGUUCCCCCAUAAACACCUUCCUGUCUGAGUCACCGGACGUGCGUGCUGAAGGUCGCGAAUUAAACGAAGCCAACAAUGUCACUUGCAAAGCCAGCGAUGAGAGGCCUCCUGGCCAAGCGUUUGAGGUUUCAUUUGCCCAUCGCGUUUGCUCUUUCCAUCGCUGCAGCAGCCGCUUUCAAGUACACAGUAACAGAGCCCAGGAAACAGGCAUAUGCUGACUUCUACAAAGAGUAUGAUGCCAUGAAGGAGUUUAACGCCAUGAAAGAAGCUGGUGUUUUUCAAAGUGUCAGGCCUUCUGGAGAAUAAAGCAAUGUGAUGUGAUGUGCCCCUGCAUUCCUGCUCUGCAACUGAAUCUUUAUAAGAUUAUUGGAUAUGAACAUUGAUGUCUGAUGUUCUCAUUAAGAUACAAAUAAACUGUUGACAACCA
Molecule: messenger RNA, 480 nt
Organism: Rhinichthys klamathensis goyatoka
Lineage: Eukaryota; Metazoa; Chordata; Actinopteri; Cypriniformes; Leuciscidae
Product: cytochrome c oxidase subunit 6C-1
Exons: 4
Coding region: 129-359 (76 amino acids)
Biological process (GO): mitochondrial electron transport, cytochrome c to oxygen
Source: RefSeq, a predicted model, not a curated record